Molecule: messenger RNA, 1872 nt
Organism: Caenorhabditis briggsae
Lineage: Eukaryota; Metazoa; Nematoda; Chromadorea; Rhabditida; Rhabditidae
Exons: 8
Coding region: 1-1872 (623 amino acids)
Biological process (GO): regulation of transcription by RNA polymerase II
Cellular component (GO): nucleus
Molecular function (GO): RNA polymerase II transcription regulatory region sequence-specific DNA binding; DNA-binding transcription factor activity, RNA polymerase II-specific
Source: RefSeq, a predicted model, not a curated record
AUGACACUGGACUUCGAAUCAAUCUCCACCGAUGCUCAUAUGAAGGAGGAGGAAGAGGAAGAGUACGAUGAAGAAGAGCUGAUGGAUGAGGAAUUCGAUGAAGAGGAAGAAAUCGAAGAAGAUGCUUCCGAAGAACUAGAGAACAGUGAUAGCUCAUCGUCCCUUGUCGCCGGCUCCCCACACGGAUCCUCAUCAGGUUCCAAUUCCAGUCACUCCCCAUCCCUCCAAGAUAGCCCCUCUCAUGGAUCCUCUGGAUCUUCCCCAAGUCAAGGAUCCAAUGCCCCGGAGAAAAGACACAUUUGCUCCAUUUGCAAUAAGGGAUUCUCAUAUUUUUCGAUUCUGGAGUCCCAUAAACGAUCACACACCGGUGAAAAACCCUAUAAAUGCCACUAUAAUUGUCCCAAGAGGUUCGCCCAAAAAGCCACACUUCAAGUACACGAAAGGACCCAUACUGGAGAGAGACCGUACAAAUGCAGAUACUGUCCGAAGACAUUUGCACAGUAUGGUACUAAGACGGUGCAUGAGAAGAGCGCUCAUUUGGGAAUUAGGAAUUAUAAAUGCCCAAAAUGUGGAAAGUUACUGUCAUCGCCAUCAGCACUGUAUACACAUAAGAAAACACAUGGGGAUAAGAUUUUUAGAGUGCACGUUCGAACCCAUACUGGAGAACGUCCGUACAUUUGCAAAUUCUGCCCAAAAUCGUUUGCAAGCCAGGGAAAUUUGCAGUCCCAUGAGAGAACCCAUACUGGGGAGCGUCCAUACUCUUGUCAAUUCUGCCCAAGGACUUUUAUUCAGAAAUCCCAACUAACCGCCCAUGAAGCCACUCACUUAACCAAUAAACAAGCAAAUUCUGAAUCAAAUAUCUUACAACCGGCUGCUCCGGAACAAACCGGAAGCUACGAAUGCACCUUGUGCCAUAAGAAGUAUCCAUAUGCCAGCAGUUUGUAUAUUCAUAUGAGGAAACAUUCAGGAGAUAGUAAACCAGGAUUCAGUUGUGAAGGGUGUGGCAAGCCAUACAACCAGAAAACGAGCUUGAGCAUCCAUCAAGAUCAAUGUGACGCUUUUAAAAAUUGGUUGAAAUUAGACAAAAUGAGAAUUGAGAGUGCAGAGAAUGUCACCUCCUUCCCACAUAACUGCGAAGGCUGUGGUACCUCGUGUGUCCAACCAAUCAGCCUUAGAAUCCACCUGGAUCAAUGCGAAGCUUAUAAAAACUUGAUCCGAAUGAGAAUGGCUAUCCAAAACCAAAAUUUGAAUCCUCUUCUCAACAGUGACUCGGAGUCAGAUACGGAAAUGAAGAUUUGUCCGUUGCCGAACCCACCACUGACCCUUCCCAACCAUCAGAUUCCACCACCAGUCAAUAUCUACGCUCAACAGGCACCUGUCACAUCAUUGGGAUCUAUUCUGGGAAGUGCCACCUUGACACCAUCCUCAUUGGGCUUCAGUCUACCACCACUGACGUCAUCGCAGAAUGUGUUCAACUCGUUGAAUGCUCAUGCUCCCUAUACACCAGUUGAGCUCGCCAAAUCUGCUGACUUCGGACCCCUUGCCGCUUCCAAACCUCCACCAUCCAUCCAACCAUCUGAAGCCAUUUCGGCGUUCCAUACACCAGCACGGAAGAUUCCAGAAUCUCCAACGUCUUCUCUCCUCUCAACUACCCCAGGCUCACUGGGCUCAUUGUCUUCAAGUAUUCUAUCUACUCAACUUCUUCUUCAACAAUUCCAAUCCCCUGACUUCAAUUAUCUUCUCAAUACCAAUUUGUUAUCAUCACUGGCUGCUGGGCUGAAUCUUCCAACACCACAGACCCCAUCAAGUUCUCAACCAUCGUUCCUAUUGGCUCCCAACCCAAAUGUGGUCACUGUCCAGUCUAUUGUUUGA